This is a messenger RNA of Candidula unifasciata, 294 nucleotides long. NCBI's taxonomy places the organism in Eukaryota, Metazoa, Mollusca, Gastropoda, Stylommatophora, Geomitridae. The record is from the annotation of a GenBank genome assembly.
AUGGCAGCUCAUGGAAUUGACAGAAUCCCUGAUUCACUUGGUUUUCUGGUGCUGACCGAAGAUGGUGCUGUUAUCAGUUCUGGUGGCCAGCUGGAAAAUGACGAAGUCACGGCAACAAAGAUUACAAAACUAGUUCACACAGCCUACAAUAUUCCGGUGACAACGGACAAGAAAGAUGUCAUGAAGCGAUUAUCAGUGGUUCUGGAUGAUAUUAUCUACGUGAUAACCGUGUCUCAGCAUAAAAUAUUUGUCUCCAAGCGUCAGUACAACCCACAGGAGCCUGUGCCUGCAUGA